Lithohypha guttulata is the source of this 705-nucleotide messenger RNA. RefSeq lists its product as uncharacterized. Lineage: Eukaryota; Fungi; Ascomycota; Eurotiomycetes; Chaetothyriales; Trichomeriaceae. Bases 1 to 705 code for a protein of 234 amino acids. The record is from RefSeq and is a predicted model, not a curated record. The transcript has a single exon.
AUGAUUGACGAUGACGAUGACGACGGCAAUGAGUCAUUGUCUAGCCAAAAGUCAGAACUUAUGAGGCUGGAUGAGGAAGAAAGAGUCUGGCUGCUUGUCAACUAUGCGACCUUGAAAAGAUUCCAACGUUUCCACGUUCUCAUGCAAUUUCGCUAUGAAGAUGAGGUUCUUUUUGCUUGCCACGCCCUCCAGGACCUCCUCCAAGGCAAGGAUGUAAGCCUCAAGCCACGACUUCUUGUGCACACCGAGUCUGAGGCCGAGAGAGCAGCAUGCUACCUGACGGCAUUUCAGAGCUUCAAAUACCUUCGGUGCUCGACCUUCACUAUCCAAGGAUGGCCAGAACUUAAAGAUAUCUACAGUGUUAUCACAAGCCAGAGAUCAGUGCCCGCCUUACUGGCACAGUACGUACCUUUUCUACGACACCUAUCUACACUUCCGUCGCUCAACGAUGAGGUAUUCGAACUUGAGCACGAAAUCGAGCUGGAAGAGCUAAAGGAGCAUACAGUAAAUCCAGACCCCCAGAAAUUCAGGGAAAUCGUCGUUCAACUAGUUAGUAAAGCAGAAAAGUGGCAUACACAGUCCGUGGAGGACGAGAAGGCUAGGUUGGAGGAAGAAAGAGACUUGAAACUGGCAGCGAUAGCGGAUAUCGUACAACUGACAGAGGCCGAGCUUGCUACUAGUUGCGAAGUGCAGGGAAGUGGUUAG